CCUUCAGUAGUCUAGCUUUGUUUUUAUUUUACUUUAGUUUUUUCUGAAAUCCUGUUAGAAUUAAUUAGCUUUGUCGCUGCUCCUUAGAUUUUCUUUAUCUGUUACUGUGCUUUUUGCUAUAUUCUUAUGUUGUUGGUGCUGAGAGCCUAUACAAUGGAAUAACCAUAGGCAUGCCACUAAGAGUUGCAGUUUGGAAAAUAGAUGGGAAAAACUGUUCUUUCCAAAAAGAGUAUGACCAUUCAUAACAAAAAAUCGGUAAGAAACGAUAAGACUGAUAAGACUGGAGGGACAUUAGACUCCACACCAUUUGAAACUGAUUUAAGUUUCAGACCCUAGAGAAAUGGAUCUCUAGGAAGGCAAUUAAACAUUUACUUCGAAAACCCAAAAUUCACAAAGGAAAAAAGAAUCAAGGAAAGAAAGAAAGAAGGGGAAACUCUGACAAAUGAUAUGGACAAAGUGGAUCGAACAAUGAGAACAACUGAUUCAAAUUUCAAACAAAAAAAAACUACCAUUAUGAGAUGCCAAUCUCUGAAAAUAGGAAAAAAGCAAGUGGAGCUUAAAGGGAGCCAAUUAAGAAUGAUAAGAAAACUCAGGUUGAACUCUCAAAAGAACCUAUUGAAAAUUACAAACAAGUAAAGAUCCCUCGUAGCCUUGAAACUCAGAACCGGAUCUGGAAGAAGAUUGAUGUCAAAUCAGGAUUUACUAGUGAAACAAAGUUACUGAUCAACCUCAAGACAUAAGAGCAAUUGAGAAAAGCAAUGUAGCCAAAAAGGAACCAAUGGAGAAAGAUACUGAGGAUAAAGUGGAGAAGAAAAUUGAGGCAAGAGAAGUGGAGAGCAGUAAUGAAGCCAAAGAGCUGGAGUCUACAAGUAAAAGAAAUUUAAUUAAAGUAGAUGUUAGCAUUGCUGCAGAAGCCUGUAGGUCAAAAUGAAAGGAAAUAGGAUAUGAUUACCCCAAGAGUUUUGAAACGACCAGUAGAUUUGAAAUGAGUAAAAGUCGUGAAACAAGUGGAAGAAACUCAACAAACUCAGAGCCAGGAAAUACUAGCAAUUUUAAGAUUGAUUCAACCAGAAAAAUGGAGGUGACUGAUGACCUUUUGCCAAUUGUAGAAGAAGACAAGAACUCCUCACUGAAAGAGGAACGAAAAGAUGAAAAAAGAAAAGAAAGGAAGAGGAAGAUUGAAAAUCGAAUAAAUGCAUUAACAAAGGAGGAGGGAAGCAAGAGUUUGAUUAAGGUAAAAAGUGAUGACUGGUCUGACACUGAAUGGAGGUUGGAUGACUCAGGUCACAGUACAAGUGGAUGAAGAAUGACCCAACAAAACCUUUGGAUCAAGACCAGAAGUCAGUUGGAAGUGCGCAAAGGAGGUUAACUUAGACCUGCAUUGACCAGUGAGUGAGAGCAACAAGUGGAACCUUUGCCUCCAAGCAAAGGUCCUCAAUGAAAUAGUACACAUCGAAACAAUCACUGUCAAAGCAAAAGAUGUGUGGCAAAUCACUGGAUGACUAUAACUAUGAUAAGUAUUGGUAAUGGUUAUUUUCUCAUUUCCUUUGCUUCAGAGGAAGAUCUUAAUAGUGUGCUUAAGUCUGAACCCUGGUUCAUUAAUGGCAAAUACUUAGUUUUGGCAAAACGGGUGUCGGGCUUUAAUUUCUUUCUAGCUAAGGUCACUCAAACUGACUUGUGGAUAAAAAUCCUAGGACUCCACUUGGAAUUCCGGGAAGAGGAAUAUCUACAAAUCAUACUGAGAGAAGUUGGAUCAGUCAUGAAAUUGGAUGAAAAUACACAGAACUCUGGCCAGAACUAUUUUUCCUAGGAUUUGUGUGCGAGUGGACCUGGAACGACCCUUCAUUUUGGAAAUCCCUGUUACAGUUGGAGGUGUCCAACAUGUAUACAACAUUUUCUACGAGAAUGUGUACAAUCUUUGUAUUGGGUGUGGACGUCUUGGACACAAGGAUCCUCCGUGCUCUUUCAACAAGAAAAAAGCAAACCAAUCUAUUGCAGAUGGGUGGACUGUUGUUAGAAAAAAGGAUCAAAAAAUUAGCCACUAAGCCAAGGGUUUUUAAUAUGAACCUGGAAUGGAACAAGGCUAAAGAAGCUAGAGGUACAAGAUAUAUUUCAAACCGCUUAAGCUCCAGAACGUCUUAACAGAUGGAACCUAUAGUUUUUAAAGUCUUCUAACCACAAUGUAAAAUCUAAAGAGGUGACCCCAAGAUUUAUGACAGUUGAUCCCUCAAGAAAAGUGGCUAAGUGGGUUCUCAAAGCUGAUGUCAGCAAGGAAAACUCAUCCAAAGAGCUAGAGAAGUAAUGCAGGAGGACAGGUUAAGAAUAUCUGUUCUAGUGAUUUUUAUAGCAAAAAACCACCCAAACUGUUUGAGAAAUUCAAGAGAAAGAAAGAAAAUUGAGUGAAGAAAGAAAAAACAGCUUCCUUAAGCUUGAAGCAAUUGAAUAUCCUCCUUUUUUUUCUUUGAGUAGCAGCUAAUAGUGUUCUUAUAUAGGAGUUCUGUUUUGGCCAGCAACCAAUAAUAUCCUGAAAUUACAAAAAAAAACCCUUGUCCCAAAAUAGCAAGGAAAACCCAAAAAUAACCUUAUCUAAUAUCUAUAUACCUUGUAAGACUCUUCCUAACAAUAAUAAUCCAUUAGAAAUCAUUAAUUGACUAAGAAACAACCUAGGAAAUCAUCAAAACAAAAUUAAAACAAGAAAAUAGCUAAAUUCAAGCAUGGGAAUGUUUCACUUUCUUAUUCCUUCUAGAUUUGUCACAUAUUUCUUCAUAAUUAAGUUCUGCAGCCUCUACAUGAGUCCUCUCCACUUGAAGUGGACUCACCCUCGAGUCUUGUUUGGAGAAGGGUGGAUGGUACUCAAAGAGAUCAGCAACAUUGAAAGUUCUAGAUAAUAUUCAUGGAAGUAGGAAGGUCUACAACAUAGGCAUUGUUAUUAAUCUUCUUCACGAUCUUGUAGGGUCCAAUCUUCUUUGGCUGCAACUUGUUGCAUUGCCCUGUAGGGAACCAGUCCUUCCUUAGAAAUACCAUUCCUUCAUCCCCCUUCUUGGAAAAAUUUUGGUCACCUAUGCUGAUCGGCUACUUAUACUUGGCAUUGACCUCAUCUAGUAAUAACUCCCAACAUUAAUAAACUUCGAUGCAUCCCUAAAAUCGGAUGGCUCAUGUUCCUUCGGUUGCAUAGCAAGAGAUUACAAAGGACAGGUUCUGAUUGCAAAAGUGAGGUGGAUUGGCAUCUCCUCCAUCAGCGUAGCAGAAUGCUGGGCAGCAGUUGAAGCUCAUAAGAUUGCAAUCAACAGUGGUUACAACAGCGUAUGGAUUAAGGUGACUCCAAGAUGGCAAUUUAUUGUCUUUUCCAAAAGGAUAAACCACCUUGGCAAUGCGGGCAACUAAUCCAGGACUGCAAGAAAAUGGCAAUUGACAGUGGUCUUCAUGUAGUUACACUCACACCUGGAGGGAAGGAAAUCAAGCAGCUGACUGGCUUGCUAACUAGGAAAUCAAAAUUAGGUUAUCACAAAAGAAUCCCUUUUGAUUGCACAGAGAGAAGAUUUGCAAAGAGUAAUGGACUUGCUAACACUGGAUGAGCAACAUGCACGGAGUCUACUUAUUUAUUAUCACUGGGAUAUUGAGAAGGUGCUUGCAGUGCUAGUGGAGAAGGGGAAAGACAGGUUGUUUUCUGAAGCUGGUGUAACAGUGGUUGAGCAUAAAUCCUCAUCGCUAUCCACUUCUGCAGUAAUGUGCUAUAUUUGCAUGGAUGACAUUCCUGCCAAUGAUAUCACAACAAUGGACUGUGGUCAUGGCUUCUGCAAUAACUGUUGGACAGAGCAUUUCAUUGUGAAGAUAAACGAGGGUCAGAGUAGGCGUAUUAGAUGCAUGGCACACAAGUGUAAUGCUAUCUGUGAUGAAGCUGUAAUUAGAAAUCUAGUCAGUGCAAAGCAUCCUGAUCUUGCUGAGCGAUUUGAACGUUUCCUUUUAGAGUCAUAUAUUGAGGACAAUAAAAUGGUAAAAUGGUGCCCCAGUGUUCCCCAUUGUGGUAAUGCAAUACGUGUGGAGGGAGAUAAGUUUUGUGAGGUCGAAUGUGCAUGUGGGCUACAGUUCUGUUUCAGUUGCUCGGAAGAGGCACAUUCACCUUGUUCUUGCCUGAUGUGGGAGCUUUGGACCAAGAAGUGCCAAGACGAAUCAAAAACUGUUAGUUGGAUGGCAGUAAAUACAAUGCCUUGCCCAAAAUGUGACAAACCAGUCGAGAAAAAUGGUGGCUGCAAUUUUGUGAGCUGUAUUUGUGGACAAGCAUUUUGUUGGCUAUGUGGUGGAGCUACUGGCCCGGACCAUACAUGGUCAAGUAUCAAUGGUCAUAGCUGUGGUCGAUACAAGGAUGAUAAUGCAAAGAGAGUUGAGCAUGCAAAGCAUGACCUACAUCGGUACAUGCAUUACUAUAACCGAUACAAAGUCCAUACAGAUUCCUUUAAACUAGAAACCAUGCUCAAGGAAAUCAUACAGGAUAAGAUUUCUAUUUCAGAAAGCAAGCAACCAACACUGAAAGAUUUCAGUUGGGUUACAAAUGGACUUAAUAGGCUCUUCAGGUGUAGGCGAGUUCUCUCAUACUCAUACCCGUUUGCAUAUUAUAUGUUUGGGGAUAUCCUUUUCAAGGAUGAGAUGUCCAAGGAGGAAAGAGAAAUAAAACAGCAUCUAUUCGAGAACCAGCAGCAGCAGCUUGAGGCAAAUGUAGAGAAGCUCUCUGAGUUCAUUGAAGAACCGUUUGAUGAGUAUCUUGAGGGCAAAAUCAUGGAGAUAAGGAUGCAAGUCAUCGAUCUCUCCGUGAUCACUGAUAGCCUGUGCAAGAAAAUGUACGAAUGCAUUGAGAAUGAUUUAUUGGGUUCUCCCCAGUUUGCUAUCCAUAACAUAGCUCCGUACAGAUCAAAGGGUGUUGAGAGAGCGACAGAGCUUUCUGGUUGCUGGAACACAAAAGCCGAUUAUGCUGAUAACCAUACACCAUCAGAUUCCGGCAUAAAUAGAACUGGAGGAAGAAUAGAACUUGGUCGGCCUUUUCCUGGGACCCCGAAUUUAGAUGAGAUUGGAUGUUCUAGAAAACGUGCCAGGAAACAAGCUUUGGGUGAUGACCUUUUUGAUCUCAAUUUGCCUGCUGAGGUAAUUGACAAGAGCUGAAUUUCUCAAGGUUCCAGCUUUCAUUCCACAAACUUUUUUAGUGUACAGAUACAACUUAAAGCAGGAUACAAGUAACUGUCAUUUGGGGGAUGAAACCACCAACAGCAUCCACUUUUGUUUUUCACUUCGGAAAUGAAUGAUCCUAGAACGCUUUUUUUUUCUUUUUUUUCCUUUUUUUUAAUUUGGAACCAUUAUUUUUUUACACGGUUUGUUGAAAUAUAUGUACAUAUUAAUUGAUGUAUAUUUUCCAAUGAAGUAUGAGUUUAGAUCUAGAAUCCUAGAUGAUUGAUUUCGUUAACUUUUUUAUAUGCUUACCAAACACAAAAGAUGGUGCAUGUUGAAACAAUCCAACUUAACGAUGUAAUAGAUUCUUGAGCUUUCUUUACUGCAUAGAA
Messenger RNA from Nelumbo nucifera (sacred lotus), 5549 nucleotides. Its product is annotated as putative E3 ubiquitin-protein ligase ARI1. Gene Ontology annotation, molecular function: ubiquitin-protein transferase activity; zinc ion binding. Gene Ontology annotation, biological process: protein ubiquitination. Lineage: Eukaryota; Viridiplantae; Streptophyta; Magnoliopsida; Proteales; Nelumbonaceae. The record is from RefSeq and is a predicted model, not a curated record.